AUGUCGCAAGGAACUGAGUCAAACGAGUACCCGGAAUUAAAGACGAUGUUUCAGCAAGCCUCUGGUAGUUUCCUCCGUUUGCACACUUCGCCACCGCUGCACAUCGCCCUGCAUGGAAUGUCGGCCCUGAUUCACACCCGAUUGUCCAAAACGGCCCUCGACCUCUGCCUGGAACUCCUGGAGGCCGGAGUUAAUGCCCAAGCCCUGGCCGAUGUUAUCAUUCAUGUGCUCGAAGUUAAGGAAGAAUUACUGAAAGCCAAGUCCAUAUAUUUCCAGACAUCGUAGAAUCAAAACUUUCCGACAGACAUGCCGAUUAGACUUAUCACUUUCGACCUGCUCAAAUUAACCCUCAACCUUAAACGUGAUCACCGCCAAGAAAUCUCUUUUUUGAUAAGCAAUAUCACUUAUAAUCGACAAAACCUAUAACUACUGUCGCAAACCGUUGAUAAAUAAGCAGUUAAAUUGUU
Molecule: messenger RNA, 467 nt
Organism: Drosophila ficusphila
Lineage: Eukaryota; Metazoa; Arthropoda; Insecta; Diptera; Drosophilidae
Exons: 1
Coding region: 1-285 (94 amino acids)
Biological process (GO): gamma-tubulin complex localization
Cellular component (GO): gamma-tubulin ring complex
Source: RefSeq, a predicted model, not a curated record